CAACACAGGAUGAUAAACGGAUCGUUUUGCUAGUUACAGGAGGACAAUUAAGCAGUUUUCGGAUUUAUUCUCACUUUUUCGGAACAACGGUGCAUCUGUUGCAAUCUUGUGCUGCAUGCUACCACAAUUUAUGAGGAUUCCGCAGGAUAUGUUGGCGGCUGCGCAAUCAAUUUCAACUGAAGCCGCCUUUCCACGCGAAAGGCAUUGAUGACAUUUGAUUGGUAUGGGAUCCUGUGCUUCCACUGGCGUAUCACGUGUUGAGAGCCCAAUACGAAGUGUUCGCGAGCAGAGACACCAAGAAUCAGUAGCCUCUUCUCAGACAAGAAGUCCAAGCAGAAACUUCCCCUGCUUCAGUCCGAAGGAGGCCAAACAGAAUCACACCCAGUUCACGUCGCACCUAUCGUCCUCAGUGGAGAUGUUAGAAAUGGGCAGAGGCGACCAGGAUGUACCCCUACGAACUGUGGGACCACUGGUGACAGACGCCCAGCUUGAUCAAGCCUGUAUCGAUCUGGAAAUCUCGCCUACGUAUUACAAAAACUUAGCCAAUUCCAGUCUUGAAGAGUAUGCGAGGCUAUCAUCUGGCACGGAUCAAUUGCACACGUCGCAUACUCCAGAAGCGAUGCGCGCUUGCUACACCCGGAUGAGACAAGUUUACGAAGCGAUCGAACAGGACAGAAUGGGCAAGGCGACUCUGCUCAAGAAUCUCCACUAUGCCAUCACUAUAAUGGAGGCAUCUUACAUUUCGGAAAAAAAGCGAAUACGAGAAGAAGACGAUGAUUGGUCAGAAGCCGCAACGGAAUAUGUUCCAGACGAAGUACGCGACUGGCUUGCGACUACCUUCACACGCACCCAAUCGAGCAGCGGAAUAGAUCAAAAACCCCGUUUUCGCAGUGUGGCAAACGCGAUUCGAGCAGGAAUCGUUGUUGAAAGGAUAUAUCGUCGAAUGUCAAGUUGUGCCAACCUCGUCAUUCCACCCAACGUUCUGUUGUGUUUGAAAGCUGGACGACGUCAUAAGGAAGGUGCUGUCCGUAUGCGCUUUAUCAUCCAAAAGUAA
This is a messenger RNA of Dicrocoelium dendriticum, 1054 nucleotides long. The record is from the annotation of a GenBank genome assembly. NCBI's taxonomy places the organism in Eukaryota, Metazoa, Platyhelminthes, Trematoda, Plagiorchiida, Dicrocoeliidae.